Pistacia vera is the source of this 1662-nucleotide messenger RNA. RefSeq names its product cytochrome P450 703A2-like. NCBI's taxonomy places the organism in Eukaryota, Viridiplantae, Streptophyta, Magnoliopsida, Sapindales, Anacardiaceae. Gene Ontology annotation, molecular function: heme binding; iron ion binding; monooxygenase activity. The record is from RefSeq and is a predicted model, not a curated record. The coding region runs from base 84 to 1637 and encodes 517 amino acids. The transcript is spliced from 2 exons.
UCUAACUGGGAUACCUUAUGGCACUUCAUAAAUAACCAAAUCAAAGUAGCUAUAUCUGUUAGCUCAAGAACUCAGUGAUACUCAUGGACUUCGCCAUAUUUGCUUCGAUCCUUCUCUUUGCUUCUCUCGUCGUUAUCAUCAUACAUCGCUGCCUCAGUCAAAAGACUCUGCAUAAGAAGAAAAGGCUUCCUCCAGGCCCACCUAGAUGGCCCAUAUUUGGCAACCUCCUUCAGUUGGGCCAAUUGCCUCACAGAGAUCUUGCUUCCUUGUGUGAUAAAUAUGGGCCAUUGGUCUACCUUCGCCUAGGUAGCAUCGACGCCAUCACCACCAAUGACCCCGAUGUCAUACGUGAGAUACUUCUCCGGCAAGAUGAAACAUUUGCCUCCAGACCACGGACACUCGCUGCUGUCCAUCUAGCGUAUGGAUGUGGAGAUGUGGCCUUGGCCCCAUUAGGCCCAAAUUGGAAGAGAAUGCGGAGAAUUUGCAUGGAGAACCUAUUAACAACAAAGAGGCUGGAGUCGUUUGCGAACCACAGGGCUGUUGAAGCCCAACAUCUUGUUCAAGAUGUCUGGGUCCUGGCUCAAACUGGGAAGGCUGUGAACUUGAGGGAAGUAUUGGGUGCAUUCUCUAUGAACAACGUGACUAGGAUGUUGUUGGGUAAACAAUACUUCGGCAGCGGAUCAGCAGGCCCAGAAGAAGCCAUGGAGUUCAUGCACAUAACACACGAGUUGUUUCGGCUUUUGGGUUUGAUAUAUUUGGGUGAUUAUUUGCCAAUUUGGAGAUGGGUGGAUCCUUAUGGAUGUGAGAAGAAAAUGAGGGAAGUUGAGAAACGAAUUGAUGAUUUUCACACCAAGAUUAUUGAAGAACACAGGAAGAAGAAGAUAAAUUUAGCUAAAGGUGCAGAUGGAGAGAUAGAUUUCGUUGAUGUUUUAUUGUCUUUGCCUGGCGAGAAUGGGAAACAACACAUGGAGGAUGUGGAAAUUAAAGCUUUAAUUCAGGACAUGAUAGCCGCUGCAACUGAUACUUCAGCUGUGACCAACGAAUGGGCAAUGGCAGAAGUAAUUAAGCACCCACGUGUCCUUCGCAAGAUACAAGAAGAGCUUGAUUUUGUUGUGGGUCGUGAUAGAAUGGUCAAUGAAACUGAUCUGGCUCACCUCAACUAUUUACGCUGUGUAGUACGCGAAACAUUUCGCAUGCAUCCAGCUGGGCCGUUCCUUAUUCCUCAUGAAUCCCUACGUGCCACAACAAUCAACGGCUAUUAUAUUCCGGCUAAAACACGUGUCUUCAUCAACACUCAUGGGCUGGGCAGGAACACCAAGAUAUGGACCAAUAUUGAAGAGUUUCGGCCUGAAAGACAUUGGCUGGGUGAUGGAAGCCGAGUGGAGAUAAGCCAUGGAGCCGAUUUCAAGAUACUGCCAUUUAGUGCUGGAAAGAGAAAGUGUCCUGGCGCGCCACUUGGGGUAACUUUAGUGCUAAUGGCUUUGGCUCGGCUCUUUCACUGUUUUGAUUGGAGCCCGCCGGAGGGUUUAAAGCAUGAGGAUAUUGAUACCAGCGAGGUGUAUGGGAUGACCAUGCCAAAAGCCAAGGCGUUGAUGGCUAUUGCCAGGCCGCGCUUGGCAGACCGCAUGUACCGCUGAAUGGUUUUUUAAUAAAUAAACUUCA